CCGCAGGCUAGUAAGAAACUCCCACUAGCUUCGUCCGGUGGGCUCCUCUCAGGCGGCUAUCGCGGGGCUCUGGUGGGGUCGCCAGGGAUAGCUUCUGGCCAAUCUCGCGCUCCCAAGGGCCUUUUUCUUACCCUUCUGCUCAUAAGCGGUACACGAGAUAUUCAAUUCUUCCAACCGAUACCGUUUGUAGGAGACCCAAGCCACUGCUCCGACACACCAGCAGCAACAUGUCCGCAACACAGCAGCCCGUCUCAGUCCUCUUCGUAUGCCUCGGCAACAUCUGCCGUUCCACCAUGGCGGAGGGCAUCUUUCAGCAUCUAGCCAAAGACCCAAAAUACAUCGGCAAGAUUGGCAAGAUUGACUCGUGCGGUACCGCCGCCUACCACGCCGGCGAGCCUCCCGAUGACCGCACCAUGUCGACGCUGGAGGGUAAGGGAAUCGAUGACUACGAGCACCGUGCCCGUCGACUUCAAUCCUCCGACUUUGACAAGUUCGACUACAUCUUUGCCAUGGACAAGAACAACCUCUCUGACCUUACUCGUAUGCAAAAGGGAAACCCUGACGCCAAGGCCCAAGUCAUGCUUUAUGGCGAGUACUCGGGCAGCGGAAAGGCAGAAGUUGUAGAAGACCCGUACUAUGGCGGGCAAUCCGGCUUCGACAAGGCGUAUGAGCAGUGCUCCCGAUUCGCCAACCACUUCCUCAAAGAGGUGGUGGAAAAACAAUGACUAUACCCACAUAUACCAAAUAGCAGAGUGGAAAAGGAGAGAUUGUAACGCAUCUAUAGUAAUACUAAUGAGUAAUCGUC
Molecule: messenger RNA, 805 nt
Organism: [Torrubiella] hemipterigena
Lineage: Eukaryota; Fungi; Ascomycota; Sordariomycetes; Hypocreales; Clavicipitaceae
Source: the annotation of a GenBank genome assembly